AUGACUAUAGCUGAUACACUUGGAUGUUUCCUUUACGAACCAAGGCAGAUGUUCAGAUACAACCUGAUUCACAAAGGUUAUAAAUGUUACAAUUCUGAAGGAAAAAUAUUUGUCACUCCUAAUGUUCAGUUUAAUGAGUUAGAAUUUCCUUUCUCUAAAGAGUUGUGUCUUUCUUCUGAUUCUGCAAAUCAACCUUCAAUACCUUUUAAUAGGUUCACCUCUAUAGAUUCUAACUCUUCAGUGUCUAGUUUUCCUUAUAAUGUUGUGUCCUCAGCAACUAAUUUUACCAGUAAGGAACUCCCUUCAAGCAAACCUUGUUCUACAGGUGGUGAUUCUCCUUCAAUCUCUAGAAUGCAGUAUCAGACUCAUUUUGUCAAUAAUAAUCUGCUCAAUCUUGAUCUACACAUUCCUAAUCCUUCCCAUCAAAAUUCUGACAUCAAUUCCCACAACAACUCUAACUCUUUUGAAAAAUUCCCUGCUGUUUCACAUACCAGUUCACAAACACAACCCUUCCCAACUACCAUUCAUACUUCUUUCCCUUCUUUACAACCAACACCAAAUACAGGUUCAACCCAAUCAUUAUGUCCCCUGGAAAUAGAUCUCACUGGUUACCCUCCAGCUGCCUUAACUACAACUUUUCUCAAGUCAUCCAAAUUGUCAUCUCAUCCCAUGAAAGAGCACUUGCCUACUUGCUCACUUGCUGCUGAUUUAACACCUUCACAACCCUGCAAACCAUCCAAUUUUAGUUUACCUUCCACAUCAGCCACCAACAAAAAUAUCCAUCUUCAUUCCACCAAACCCACAACUACCAACAUUCACCCAAUGACAACCAGAUCCAAAGCUGUUGCUUCUACAACCACCACUGCUUUAAUUGUUUCCAAACCUGCCCAUCUUGAACCUAAUUCACUCUCUGAAGUCUCUGCAACUGCUGACUAG
Molecule: messenger RNA, 936 nt
Organism: Pistacia vera
Lineage: Eukaryota; Viridiplantae; Streptophyta; Magnoliopsida; Sapindales; Anacardiaceae
Product: rho GTPase-activating protein gacQ-like
Exons: 2
Coding region: 1-936 (311 amino acids)
Source: RefSeq, a predicted model, not a curated record